Myodes glareolus (Bank vole) is the source of this 2399-nucleotide messenger RNA. It is a transcript of the gene Qng1, whose product is annotated as Q-nucleotide N-glycosylase 1. The record is from RefSeq and is a predicted model, not a curated record. NCBI's taxonomy places the organism in Eukaryota, Metazoa, Chordata, Mammalia, Rodentia, Cricetidae.
CCGGAAGUGGGCCCGAGGGUGUGGCAGCGGCCAAGGCUCCCCGCGGCGUCGGGGGCCGAGGGAACCCUCAGCAUGGAGGCGCCGCUGUCGCCCCGCGAGUCCGCGAGGUUCGUGGCCGAGAACAGUCGCGACGUACUCGUGGACCUCGAGGGCGUGCGCAGGGCGGCUGAGCUGCUGCUGCCCGCGGCCUCGGCUUGGCGCGUGGAGCACUGGAAGGCCCUGCACGAGCUCAACCCGCGCGGAGCAGACGAGGCGGCGCUCGACUGGGUCUUCAUGGUGGACUCGCUCAACUUCUCCUUCUGGGCGGAGCAGGAGGAGCGCAAGUGUGAGGUGCGCUACGGAGGGACAGCAUACACCGGCUACUGGGCCCUGUGCGCCGCCGUGAACCGGGCGCUCGACCAAGGGAUACCAGUAACCAGCGCCUCCUACUAUGCCACCGUGACUCUUGAUCAAGUUCGGGAUAUAUUCCGUUCAGACACUGCUGUGCCCAUGCCUUUAAUAGAAGAACGACAUCGGAUUCUCAAUGAAACUGGGAAGAUUCUGCUGGAGAAGUUCGGCGGCUCUUUUCUUAAUUGUGUCCAAAAAAGUGAAAAGAGUGCACAGAGGUUAAUGCACUUGGUCGUUGAACAUUUUCCUUCUUACAGAGAUGAGGCGCAGUUUGGGGGGAGAAGGAUUGCCUUUUACAAGCGAGCCCAGAUCCUUGUGGCAGACACAUGGAGUGUGUUGGAAGGAAAGGGGGACGGCUGUUUUGAAGACAUCUCCAGCAUCACCAUGUUUGCUGACUACAGACUGCCGCAGAUUCUCGUUUACCUUGGAGCCCUGAAAUACUCCGACAAGUUGCUGGAGAAGCUUCGCAAAGGAGAAAUGCUCUCAAAUGGAGACAAACAAGAGGUGGAAAUUAGAGGUUGCUCGAUUUGGUGUGUUGAGCUCAUCCGGGACUCUCUUCUGGAGCUUCUUGAAGAAAGGGGUGAAAAGCCUCAGGGUGAGAUCAACUCCAUCCUUCUGGAUUAUCACUUGUGGGACUACGCCCGCGACCACAGGGAUGACAUGAGCGCAGUCCCGUUCCAUCGCACCCGCUGCGUUUAUUACUGACCCGCAUGUGGAUGGAUCCAGGGGAAAGACUUGCACUUUUAGAUCCUGCAGUCAUUUGCACAAUUUUGAUUUGAUAGAAAGACAAAAAUUACAAGAAUAGGUAAUUGACUAUCCAGUCUUUGUUUCUGUUUUUUUUCUUAGCAUAUCAUUUUGUAUCCCCAUAAUCAUACUGCAUAAUUUUUAAUGAUAAUAUCCAUGUCUUUAGUUGGUAGCUUUUCUCAACUUGUAGUCAUUUUCUUCCUCUUCCCCUUUUUUGUGUUUUAUGGCCCUGGGGAUCAAGCCUAUGUCUUGUGUAUGCCAGGGAAGUGCUCUACCACUGAGUCACACGCCAGCUUAUUUACUAUGUGUUAUAAUAAUUUAAUAUUAGAUAGAGAUAGUCUUUGGUGUGUAAUUAUUGCUUUUUUAAAAAAAAUUAUACAUUUUUUUUAGUGAGUAUUCUGCGUGCCUGUCUGCCUGCAGGCCAGAAGAGGGCACCAGAUCUCAUUAUAGAUGAUUGUGAGCCACCAUGUGGUUGGUGGGAAUUGAACUCAGGACCUCUGGAAGAGCAGCCUGUAUUCUUAACCACUGAGCUAUCUCUCCAGCACUUAGACUAUUGCUUUUCUAAGAAUUUAUAUACAUAUAAUCCCAGUACUCAGAAGGUGGAAGAUGAGUUCUAGGCCAUCCUGGAUUGUCUUAAAGUUCAAAAACAAGUGCUAAAGAGACAUUUGCUUCUCUUGUAGAGGACAUGCAUUUGGUUCCCAGCACCCAUUCUGGGCACUAACAAGUACCAGUAACUCAAGCUGAGCUCUCCUCACCACUAUAUUCUUACAGUGACCAUGGAAGCCAGGGAGAGCUGCUGUGUCCAGGCACCUCGCUGCCAUCUGCUGGACACUGGGUGUGUAAAGGUCUGACCUGAGCAGGACACAGCUUCCACUAAGUAGCUGUCCCUCCUUGUGUGACCCUAUAGGAUCGGAGCCUGUGGAUCUGAUAGGCCAGGCGAUCGAUGCCCACCCUGUCUCCGGGCUUGUGAAUCUUGGUAAUGGGGAUUGUAGCUCUUCAGGAAGGACCCAGCGAAAUCUCUCUUCUUUGAGAGAGGGUCUGUCUGUCAAAGCAUGGCAGCUGAGACAGCAGUAGCCUUUGUGUUUAUUCCAUUCAAUAUUGGGAAUGGAACCCAGGGCCCCUGACAUUCUGCAGGCAAGCACACUGCCACAGGGCCUCACCCUCCCCUAUUGUAGCCAAUUUGAGGAUCCAGAGCUCUGUUGUACCUGUGGUACCUGUUCUCUCUGUGAGCUUCAUGGUUGAGAUUAAAAACCACAUUACAUUUUCAA